GUAGAAUCUGCUGCAGGAUAGACACAACAAAACCGCCAAAUAUUGUAGCUCAGCACCGCGGUGGACUCUUAGCUCGGUUCAGUUCUCAAAGACCUACGCGUGUGAGCGGUAACGAAUCAGCUAUUGCUCUCGGAUCCGAUGCAACGGUCGCGACUACGGACGGGGACGUGGGAAAGUUUAUUGGUCAGCUUUACUGUGCGCUGGAACCGGACUUGAAGUGGCCGUAAUCCGUGCUUUGAAACAGCCGCGUAGUUUUGUUGUAACCGAAGUAAACAAAACAAGCUUUCAGUGUCGAAUAUAAAUAUUUCCAUUUUUGUUUUCAUUUACGCAUUUGAUAAGCGAGUUCAAAACAUAAGCCAGAUCAAUCUCUACUCGACCAAGUGAAUCGCCGUUUACGAAUCAAACCGAACACCGUGUAGUUAUUAGUAAGUUAAGUUUAACCUCAAAGUGAAGUUGGUGUUCAGGAAUAUUCAGUUUCUUCCUAUCUCAGUUUGAACAUGGAGCAGAAAGUGAAAACCAAGGAUGGGCGCAUCGUGACGACCUACCAAUUCCCGGUACGACCCGAAAAGAAAAGCUUUUCCCAAAUGAUGUACGACAAGGAAACUGGGAAAAUUAUGGGCAGAACUAGUGAAAAUUGGGGUCGCCUGUUGCUGUUUUACAUAAUCUUUUACGCGGUACUGGCGGCGCUGAUAGCUGUCUGUAUGCAAGGGCUGCUGAUGACUUUGAACAAAGAAUACCCCAAAUGGCAGCUGGAUGAAUCACUGAUAGGAACCAAUCCUGGCAUUAGUUAUAGACCCAUUCCUAGAGAUGAAAACGCCGAACAAACAAUAAAAUAUUCAGCCGCCAAUCGAACGGACGUAAAAAUUUGGGUUGAUCUGCUAAAUGACUUCCUGUUGCCUUACAGGGAUCAAGAUGCUCUUCCAGGCGGUGGUAAAAAUCAGGUCAUAUGUGAUUUCAACACUCCACCAACUGGUGGAAACGUGUGUGCGUUUGACGUAACCAAACUCGGACCUUGUACAGCCGAAGAGGGAUACAGUUAUAACAAAUCCGCCCCGUGCAUAUUCGUUAAAUUGAAUAAAAUCUACGGUUGGAUUCCCGAACCCUACGACAAUGUGAAUGAACUACCUCACGACAUGCCCACCGACCUGGUCGACCACAUCAAAUCACUACCCGAAAAUGAACGUAAACAAGUUUGGAUAUCUUGCAAUGGUUUGAACUUAGCCGACAGCGAGGCAAUAGGUCCUCUCGAAUACUACCCGAACCGUGGCUUCGCUUCCUACUAUUACCCUUAUAUGAAUAAGGCCGAAUACCUCAAUCCCCUGGUAGCAGUCCAUUUAGCUCGUCCAACAGUGAAACGCAACAUCAACAUCGAAUGCCGCGCGUGGGCCAAAAAUGUAAUCUACCGCGGAGGACAUCUCGACCGACAAGGAUCGAUACUACUGUCGUUGCUGAUCGAGUAGAAUAAUUUAGAAUAACUAAUUUUAUUCUAAUAUUUGCUGGGCUGAGUGACGCGAUAAAAAAAGUGAACUGAACUGUUUUAAGGUGCGCCACACGAUACUUGAAUGCUUUCGGCUUGUUGGUUGUACUUGUUUUUUUCAUAAUUAUAGUUGUUAUUGUUUUCUACCUUUCUUAUUUUUUGCUUUCAAAUAGUUCUUUGGGUCACGUUUAUGAUGGCUCGUUCGGGUUAUUGUUUAUAACUUAUUGUGAUUACCCCUAGAACCAGAAUUGUCAAGCAUCUCAGAGCCAUACAACUGAAAAAUUGCGAAUCGAAAUUAGAGGAUUCCGAUGAAAUUGUUUACUUAACUGAAAUGUGAUUAGAGUUAUAUUAGAACAGCUAAUAAAGUUAUAGAACAUGAA
Molecule: messenger RNA, 1857 nt
Organism: Topomyia yanbarensis
Lineage: Eukaryota; Metazoa; Arthropoda; Insecta; Diptera; Culicidae
Product: sodium/potassium-transporting ATPase subunit beta-2-like
Exons: 5
Coding region: 498-1460 (320 amino acids)
Biological process (GO): potassium ion import across plasma membrane; intracellular potassium ion homeostasis; intracellular sodium ion homeostasis
Cellular component (GO): sodium:potassium-exchanging ATPase complex
Molecular function (GO): ATPase activator activity
Source: RefSeq, a predicted model, not a curated record